AAACCAACCAUAGAUCUUCUCCUGCAUAAGAAAGUGGUUCUAAGCCCCCAACUCAAUCUGAGACAAUAAAAACCUUCAUGGUAAAACAUAAGACUAAUAUGUUAACUUAGAAUGUGUUAAAACAUAUGAUUAAAUUGUAACCUAUAAAAUACAGAAAAAAUAUACUGUCUGUAUUUAAUUACAGUAUAUUAAAGCCCAACUGCUUCAUAUUAACACACAGCAAAUGAAAGCUUUACCACAAAACAAAUGUGUGAGAAAUUUAACAAGGAGCUAAGUUUGUCUCUGUUAAGCUGACUUUUGGGAGAGAAACAGACCUAUUAGUAAUGGAGAAGAAUUUCACCUUUAUUUAUUGAAUUAUAGCAGUGAUUGCCAGUUAUUUUUCUCUUUUGUUUGCUUAUGUGAUAUUAAAGUUAGUAAACUGAGGUUUUCCCAGCAGGAAUGCCGAACAUUGCCUGGUUUCAACUUUUAAAACUGAAUGUCUUGAUGCAUGCUUAAUCAUCCAGGUAGGUAAAUCCCAAAAGGUUGAUUCUGUUCAUCUGGACAUAUGAUUCGUAACUUGGAUGAGUGACAAGACGUUUCUCCCAGUGGAAACGCUACGUCCAGAUGAACAGAAUCUACCUUUUGGGGGUUUUAAAACUGAAGAAUUUUCUCCAUCUUGUUUGAUUAUUAAUUUAAACAUUGGGAUUCAGCUAUGAUUAUCGAACCAUUUUUUACCAUAAUUUUAGUCAUUCAUUGAAAGGAUAACAAAUCAAUACUGAAAUAAUUAGCUGUGACUGUGAAUAUAAAUAAUAAUGAGUAGCAGAACAUAAAAAAUUAUAAAGAAAUAUGAUUUAUGACAUGAAUAUGACAGCUUUUCUCAAUUUAUAUAAUUUACAAGGCCAAUGAUUAGUUUACUGAUCCACAUUAGAUAAUAAAACACUUGAAAAAUUUCCAAAAUCUACUAGUUAGAUAAUGCUAAAUAUUAGGAAUAGAAGCUUUACUCUGUUUUAUGUCAUUUUAACUAAUAUCUGAUACUCAGGUAAUUGUUGUACCCAGUAUCAUGUGUAUGAAAACUAAGUUUUCAUGGAAAAAUUCACUGGCUAAGGGUUCUAAAUAUGAGAAAGAUAUGCUUUUCUAUGUUUCUACAUUUAUGAAAAAACAGCAUUGAAAUAGUCUAAAUAAAUAAUAUCAAUAUAAGAAAAUGCCUCAAAUGUUAAAUGGUCACCACAUUCCACAGUAGGCUUGAAGAAACUUUAAAACUUUGCUUAAAAGAAUGACGCUAAACUGUUGGAUUAGAUUACAUUAGAUUAGAUUAGAUAUUUAUCAUGACUUUAUGGUGAAGUAAAAGUUUAUUGAAAAUUGACUCUGCUGUAUGUAUCUGUAUUCCAAUUGCUGAUGCUGAUAUAUGUCUCUGCAGCUGAUUUGAGUUUUCAUGCUCCCCUGUUGUGGCACAAACUUCCUGAACACCUGCAGUUAUCUUCAUUUAAAUCAGGACUGAAAACUUUUAGCCCUGAUUUAAGCCCUUUUAUUCUGAGUGCCCUACCAAUUAAAUAAUUUAUGUGACAAAGCUAUUUGUUAAGUUUUAAUAAAGAAAAUCAUCUUCUUAAAUUCAUAUUGAUGACUCUUAGCAAAGUUCUUCUAGAAACACUUCCAGGUACUCAGCAGCCACACAAAAACCCAUCUAGGCAGUUUUGGCAAUUAUUUUGAAGCACUACCUAAGUUAACUUUAAUUUCAGUGAUUAAGGUGAAUGAAAAACAGAAUAUACAGAACAUCCAGUCAAAUAAGAUUUGAUGAGUAGGCAGAUUAAAUCAGGCAGGAGUCUCUGUGGUCUGUAAUGUUUGCAGACAACAUUGUGAUCUAUAUUGAUAGUGGAGAGCAGAUGGACGAGAGCCUGGUGUGAAAGAGGAGGGAUAGGGUGAGAUGGAGGCAGAUGACCCCUAAAGGAAGGAGCAAAAAGAAAAGGUAUUGCCCUUUUGUUGUCAUUAAACAGAAUAAAUGUUUAAAGCAGAGGCUGAAUUCAACAUUCUAAAACUAUGUUCGUCAAGUGACCUGGCUGCUGUUUAUAGCUCCAAUUUACAGUUAAGACAACUGUAUCCCACUUUUCAUGUAAUUGUAUUCUUUAAUUGAUCUCCCCAUUUGCACAGUGUUGUGGCUCUGAUGAGUGUGGGUGAAAUGAUGAACCAAUCCUUGAAGAUUUCCUUAUAUAACUCACAGGCUGAAUCCAAAACUAUUAAGGUGUUCUAGCUAAAGAACGUAGAAGUAUGUCAGCUAAAGUGUCACAACACUACUCUUACAUGUAGUGUAUGUAAAAUAUGUAAAGGAUAGCCAGUUGAGCUGACUCGUCACCUCUCUCACUGUCUUCAAAGUCAUAUUUUACUAAAUAAACUGCUACAACAUGGCCUGCACACCUCUUUUACAAUGUCUCGCGCUCCAUUUGUCUCAGUGUCUCUCUUUCUCUCUCCUACACUACUCUAAAUAUAAGAUUAGAGAACAGACACAUGCAAAUCAAAGGUUAUCUUUAUGUUCACUGCAACAGCACCUCACUUCACCAGAGACCAUUGUCUAUUGUCACAGCCAUGUCCGGAGCUAAAUGUAAAAGCGUUUUGGAGUUUUGUAAAUUCUUUUACAAAUUGACUGUUGAGAAAAAAAUGUAAACGCAUGUUGGAAAGAAAUUUGGACAAAUCCUAAAUUCCUGAGCUUGACGGAACAACCAGAUUAUGGGGAUCUAUAAUUUUCUCUCCUUUUUCUCUAUAAUAACCUGCUCAGGUUCAUGGUUAGGUUUCAAUGAAAACCCAGACCUGGAUCCAAGAUCUUAUAACCUGGACUGGAUGAAAUCUAUACCUGAAGAAACCCCACUAUCUGCUAUCUCCAUUCCUGGAACACACGAAAGCUUAACAUUAUACGGAGGACCACUUGCUAUAUGUCAAGUUUGGAAUUUGAAGCAGCAACUUAAUGUGGGAGUACGAUAUUUUGACUUGCAUGCUGGGAUUUGGUUGCCUACACAAAAAAAUGUUUAUAUUCGGGAUAGUCACUGGAUGUUUUGGCAGCAUACUGAAUUAGAUAAUGUCCUCAGAGACAUUCUUGAUUUCUUAAGAGACCACAAAAGUGAGACGGUGAUUUUGAAAGUGACAUUACAUGGUCUUUACAAGAAAAAAGUUGCGCAGUUGACAAAGGAAUUAAUUGACAACUUCAGAAAUAAAAUAUGGACAAAGACAAUGACACCAUACAUGAAGGACGCAAGGGGCAAUAUUGUUUUUCUCCAGACUGAUGUGUUUCAUGCUGGAACAGAAAACCAUGACUCGCGUUUCUUUGAACGCAAUAGGCUCAAAAAUGUGGAAGAGAGACUAAAGCAAACCAAGUCACACAUCUGUGAACAUCACAUUGUGGUGACCGAGACAUCAACGUCACUUUUUAACAGUCCAAAAAGGUUGGCUCGAAAUGUCAAUGAGCAGCUUUAUGACUUUGUGGACUGGCAUAAAAAAAUCUCUAAAAACCAUGGUUGCUUAGGUGUCAUAAGUAUGAACUUCCCAAGUGCUCAGCUGAUUAAAAACAUCAUUCAGCUCAAACCAUGUGAAUGUGGCCAAAGACCAGGAAGAGGAGGAAGUGGAAAGGUGCAACAAAAACCAUUUGGGCCAAAGAUUAAUACAGAAAUACCGUCAUCUGAGCAACAAACCACCAGUUCACCUGUAACACAAACACAACCUGAACCAGUGGCAAAACCAACUAAUGUACCUGCACCAAGAGGUGCACCAAAAAGCACAGCAACACUUGAACGAGUCACUGAACCAUCCACUGAAUCUGAAUCAAUAGAUACUUCUGAACCAAUCAUUGAACCAACAACCACAUCUGAAAUGACAGCUGAAGCCGAACCAGUCACAGAACCAUCCACUCCAUCUGAAUCAAUGGUUACUUCUGAACCAGUCACUGAACUAUCCACUCCAUCUGAAUCGAUGAUUACUUCUGAACCAGUCCCUGAACCAUCUACUCCAUCUGGAUCAUUGAUUACUUCCGAAGCUGUCACAAAACCAUCCACUCCAUCUGAAUCAGUGGUUACUCCUGAAGCUGUCACUGAACCAUCCAGUCCAUCUGAAUCAGUGGUUACUUCUGAACCAGUCACUGAGCCACCCAGUCCAUCUGAAUCAGUAAUUACUUCUGAACCAGUCACUGAACCAUACACUCCAUCUGAAUCAAUGGGUACUUCUGAAUCAGUCACUGAACCCCCAACUCCAUCUGAAUCAUUGAUUACUUCCGAAGCUGUCACUGAACCAUCCACUCCAUCUGAAUCAGUGUUUACUUCUGAAGCUGUCAAUGAACCAUCUACGGCAUCUGAAUCAAUGGUUACUUCAGGGCCAGUCACUGAACCAUCCACUCCAUCUGAAUCAAUGGUUACGUCUGAACCAGUCACUGAGCCAUCCAGUCCUACUGAAUCCGUCGUUACUUCUGAACCAGUCCCUGAACCAUCUACUCCAUCUGAAUCAGUGGUUACUUCCGAAGCUGUC
Molecule: messenger RNA, 4479 nt
Organism: Oreochromis aureus
Lineage: Eukaryota; Metazoa; Chordata; Actinopteri; Cichliformes; Cichlidae
Product: mucin-2-like
Exons: 2
Biological process (GO): lipid metabolic process
Molecular function (GO): phosphoric diester hydrolase activity
Source: RefSeq, a predicted model, not a curated record